ACUUCCUUCCUUCGUGGUUCCGGUUCGGCCGAGGCACCUGGCUCGGAGUCUCGGACCGAGUUACGGUAGAACCGAGAGCGUGGGCAUAGUAUGCAGAUAAUCGUCUCGCGUGCUCCUCUGUGAUGGAUGACACAUUCCUCGAGAGCGCAAGUAGGACUGCAGAAGUGCGCCAUGUCUACCGUGACAGCGAGGACGCCAUUGCCUUUGAGGAGCUCGCCGUCGCAGGCGGUGAGCUCCUCGAGGGAGAGAGAAAUUAGAAGCCACAAUCUUGGACUUGUUCUAGAAGACCGAUGGGGCCGUGCACGAACUGGGGCGCGUUGGUAUGUGUAUGCUCGUGAACAACAGUCUGGCACUCUUAUGGCUUCUGUGACGGUGGACGUGGGUCCCUUAUAUUCGGAGUUUUUUUCCAUUUGAUAGUGUGCGAUGGUGGUGGAGGUCCAGUCUGUUCGUGCCUAUCCUUGUCGGCCACGCUCGUCUUUCAUGUCCAUUUCCUUGCUUUGGUUCGGCUGGAGUAUUUUUCUUUCCCUCUUUUGGCUCCCUCAUCUGCGGCCCUGGAUCAUUCCUCAUUGAGUUUCAGCAGAGUGAGAUCCGCCAUGUUAUCAUGGGGACCUUUCACGCUAUGUUGAAGCAGGCAUUUUGGGGUUUUCCAUUUUUAUUGAAGCAUCUUCUUAAUGACAAUGUGAAGGGAUUUUGAACAUGGGCUCCUUUAUUUUGAGAUAUGUAUCAUAGUGAUAAAAUUAAGCUUUUC
Molecule: messenger RNA, 748 nt
Organism: Marchantia polymorpha subsp. ruderalis
Lineage: Eukaryota; Viridiplantae; Streptophyta; Marchantiopsida; Marchantiales; Marchantiaceae
Source: the annotation of a GenBank genome assembly